This is a messenger RNA of Acaulospora morrowiae, 603 nucleotides long. NCBI's taxonomy places the organism in Eukaryota, Fungi, Glomeromycota, Glomeromycetes, Diversisporales, Acaulosporaceae. The record is from the annotation of a GenBank genome assembly.
AUGGCCAACGACAUUUGCAAUUCUCACGUAAAUUCCUCAAAAACCGAAGAGUUUGUCCGUACGUCGUUCAGAAGGCCUCCGUUUCCGCCAUUGAUCGACCCCUCUGAAAUUGCAAAGAAGCGUAUUUCCAAACAAAAAGAUCCUAAAAGGAUCAACUCUCGAGGGCCGAAUUGUUUUAUGAUAUACCGGUUAUACUGUACCCUCACAAAUAAAAUUUCGCGAAGUCGAAAAAGAGAAAGAAUUCACAUGACCAUGCUAUCUACGAUGAUCGCAGAAUUUUGGAAUAGCGAGCCGCAAGAAGUUAAAGACCAUUAUAGAGUUCUUGCCGCCCUGACCGAAAUUGAACUGUGCAAGCUGAGGCGAUGCCAUGAGAUUUAUGUUUUGCCUUGCGAGAAGCCUGGUCAAAAGCAUCAAGACCCUGAUGAAAACUUCGGCAAAAGAGAUGACGGUAGAAUACACAAAAACCAAGCUUUGGAAUUAACCUUGGGUGAAAAUUCAUCUGAAGAUGAAAUUUGGAUUCCCGUUAAUUACGAACCGAUAGUGAUGACUAGAUGUAAGGACCAUGAUCUUCUUUAUUGUCCUUGCCAUGACAAUCACAUUUAA